This is a messenger RNA of Populus euphratica (Euphrates poplar), 1245 nucleotides long. Its product is annotated as CBS domain-containing protein CBSX3, mitochondrial-like. The transcript is spliced from 6 exons. Lineage: Eukaryota; Viridiplantae; Streptophyta; Magnoliopsida; Malpighiales; Salicaceae. The record is from RefSeq and is a predicted model, not a curated record. The coding region runs from base 151 to 888 and encodes 245 amino acids.
AGCAGCCAAUACUACCGUUGUACCAUGCCUACCAGAGAAGCAACCUACAAAACAAGAAAAGAGACCGGACAAAUACUCUUUCUUCCUUCAUCCUAUCAUUCAAGAAAAGAACUUUGCAAGGUAGACAUGCUUCUGUCUUCUCCUUGAAAAAUGCUAUUUAUGGGUUGCAUCCAUCUCAUAACUUCACAGUUACAAGAUCGCCUAAUCGUUCCUCAUAGCUACAUUCUUGCAGUGGACAGUACUUUGAACUUUCAUUUUUCAGCAAACAGUGUUGAAAUGCAAGGACUUGUCCAGGGAGUAAGAUCUUGCCAGGAUACCCUCAGAGUGGCAAUUCUAAGGCAUCCUCAUGUAAGAGACAUAAAUGAGAGGAGAAAGAUAUUAUCACAUUCUGGAUGUGUGACCUCCUCUCCUCCAGUGGGAGAGAAAGGACUAGAGAAUUUAACAGUGGCAGAUGUACUGGUGACAAAGGGAGAAGAAAAGGUUGGCUCUUGGCUCUGGUGCCGCACCACUGACACCGUUUAUGAUGCUGUGAAGAAUAUGGCGCAGAAUAAUAUUGGGUCACUGGUAGUCUUAGGAGAACGAGAGCUUAUCGCAGGAAUUAUCACAGAGAGAGACUAUCUGAGGAAGAUAAUAGCACAAGGGAGAUCAUCUAAAUACACAAGAGUUGGGGAAAUUAUGACAGAUGAGAACAAGUUAAUAACUGUGGCAUCUGACACAAACAUUCUACAAGCAAUGAAGCUGAUGACAGACAAUCACAUUCGGCAUGUUCCUGUCAUAGAUGGAAAGAUGGCUGGGAUGGUUUCCAUGGUAGAUGUGGUUCGAGCUGUGGUGGAGCAGCAGGGUAGAGAAUUGAAGCGGCUGAACGAGUUCAUUAAAGGAGAAUUCUAAUAGAAUCUAACAAUAUCAAUGUAUGAAAGCUUCCUGCUUGUAUGGAUAACAUGUCUUCAGAAUCUACUCGCAUCAAGAUCUCUUUAAAUCUCACAUAGAAGAAAAGAAAAACUUGGAUCCAGAAACUGACAGACAUGAAUGGUGGGAUUGCUGUCUGAGCAUAACCUCAACUCGUAAGAUCAGUCAAAGAAAAACAUUGGUUACGAAGAUGUCUAUGGGUAUGCCUCCAGUCUUGUGUGGACAAUGUGUGCAAGAGCGCAAUGCAAUCCAGCAUCUGACAGCGAAAUAUCAUAGCUCAUGUAAAGCAACACGUUUAGCUAAUACAAAAUGAAGCAACCUGCUUCUUUCAAUUAAUUA